AUGAUGUCUUAUCUAAAGCAACCGCCUUACGCAGUCAAUGGGCUGAGUCUGACCACUUCGGGUAUGGACUUGCUGCAUCCCUCCGUGGGGUACCCGGGGCCCUGGGCUUCUUGUCCUGCAGCCACCCCCCGGAAACAGCGGCGGGAGAGGACUACAUUCACCAGGGCACAGCUCGACGUUUUGGAAGCUCUAUUUGCCAAGACCCGGUACCCAGACAUCUUCAUGCGAGAAGAGGUGGCGCUGAAAAUCAACUUGCCCGAGUCCAGGGUACAGGUAUGGUUUAAGAACCGAAGAGCUAAGUGCCGCCAACAACAGCAGCAACAACAGAAUGGAGGUCAAAACAAAGUGAGACCUGCCAAAAAGAAGACCUCUCCAGCUCGGGAAGUGAGUUCUGAGAGUGGAACCAGUGGCCAGUUCACUCCCCCCUCUAGUACCUCAGUCCCAACCAUUGCCAGCAGCAGUGCUCCUGUGUCUAUCUGGAGCCCGGCUUCCAUCUCCCCACUGUCAGACCCCUUGUCCACCUCCUCCUCCUGCAUGCAAAGGUCCUAUCCUAUGACCUAUACUCAGGCUUCAGGUUAUAGUCAAGGAUAUGCUGGCUCAACUUCCUACUUUGGGGGCAUGGACUGUGGAUCUUAUUUGACCCCUAUGCAUCACCAGCUUCCUGGACCGGGGGCCACACUCAGUCCCAUGGGUACCAAUGCAGUUACCAGCCAUCUCAAUCAGUCCCCAGCUUCUCUUUCCACCCAGGGAUAUGGAGCUUCAAGCUUGGGUUUUAACUCAACCACUGAUUGCUUGGAUUAUAAGGACCAAACUGCCUCCUGGAAGCUUAACUUCAAUGCUGACUGCUUGGAUUAUAAAGAUCAGACAUCCUCAUGGAAAUUCCAGGUUUUGUGA
Molecule: messenger RNA, 894 nt
Organism: Arvicola amphibius (Eurasian water vole)
Lineage: Eukaryota; Metazoa; Chordata; Mammalia; Rodentia; Cricetidae
Gene: Otx2
Product: orthodenticle homeobox 2
Exons: 3
Coding region: 1-894 (297 amino acids)
Biological process (GO): regulation of transcription by RNA polymerase II; multicellular organism development
Cellular component (GO): nucleus
Molecular function (GO): RNA polymerase II cis-regulatory region sequence-specific DNA binding; DNA-binding transcription factor activity, RNA polymerase II-specific
Source: RefSeq, a predicted model, not a curated record